AUGCCGAAAUCAUUGGCCAGCCUAGAGGUGUUGGUCGAUUUCUCAAUGAACAAUAAAGCGCUUAACAACAACAAUAAGCACAAUAACUACUAUUACUACUGCUACGCACGCAGCAACCGCAAGUGUCUUAAAAGCCUCAUCGCAACAGAUGUCAACUCACGUCGUCAGGUGGAAAAUGUUUUCAACUGUCAACGCUUGUCCAGCACGAAGCGUCCAGCGUCCAGAGUGUGGAGUCCCGUGAGCCAGCAGCAGCAACAACAACAACGGCAACAACAACAACAGCAACGACAACAACAUGUACGUGGCAUGGGUGCUAAGAAGAUUUGGAUGCCGCUUAUCAUAUUCCUUUCACUGCAGCUGCUCGUCUUGGCGGAUGACGUCGAGGUGGUGAAGUCGAUUGCCGGUAAUGAGGAGCUGCCCGAGCAUGAGAACGAAGUCGAUCAGAUGGCACUUGAAUCGGAGCAAGAGCAACAGCAAUCGUCCAAAGUGCAGGUGAACUAUCAACAUAAUGCCCCCCAAGCACCGCCCGUGGGAUCAGUGGGUUCGGGCAACAAUCAUCAGAAUAUACCGCUGAGUUUUGGUCAACCCUUUGGUCCACCACCACCGCCGGCUCAGUUCUAUAAGGGACCGCCACCGCCGCCCAUGUCACAGCCACAGCGGCCACCACCGCCGCCACCACCGCAGGUGCAGGUUCAAGUACAGUCGCCAUCGCAGCAGCAGUCCCAGCAAGUACUGCCACCACAGGUGCUGCCAGAUCUGAGUGUUGGCGGCUCGAGCAGUAAUGAGAUUUGGGCCUCGCCUGUGCAGGACAUGCCGAAGAUUAUAUCGUUGGAUGUGAAGUGUGAGAAGAGCGGCAUGAAGGUGUUCGUUCAAUUCGACAAACCCUUCAACGGCAUCGUCUUCUCCAAGGGCCAUUACAGCAACAUGAAUUGUGUGCAUCUGCCGUCGGGCUUAGGUCGUAGUUCGGCCACCUUCGACAUCGGACUGCAUGAGUGUGGCACCUCAGGCAAUACGGAGAACUAUGGCCAGAGCUAUGGACAUGAAUCCGGGGCAGGCACCUAUUUCGAGAACAUCAUCGUCAUCCAGUACGAUCCGCAGGUACAGGAGGUGUGGGAUCAGGCACGCAAGCUGCGCUGCACCUGGCAUGAUCAGUACGAGAAGAGUGUUACCUUCCGACCCUUCCCCGUGGACAUGCUGGAUGUGGUGCGUGCCGACUUUGCCGGCGACAAUGUCGGCUGCUGGAUGCAGAUACAAGUGGGCAAGGGUCCGUGGGCCUCUGAGGUCUCCGGUUUGGUCAAGAUCGGUCAAACUAUGACUAUGGUGCUGGCCAUCAAGGACGAUGACUCCAAGUUCGAUAUGUUGGUGCGUAAUUGUGUGGCUCACGAUGGCAAACGGGCACCCAUUCAGCUGGUGGACCAACGCGGCUGUGUUACUCGUCCGAAACUGAUGUCGCGCUUCACGAAGAUCAAGAACUUUGGUGCUUCCGCCUCUGUGCUAUCAUAUGCGCACUUCCAGGCCUUCAAGUUCCCCGACUCCAUGGAGGUGCACUUCCAGUGCACAAUUCAGAUCUGUCGCUACCAUUGCCCCGAGCAGUGCUCCGACUCGAAUCUGCAGGAUGUCCACCACCUUCAGGUGGGACCCGAGUCCCAAUACGGUCCACCGCCACCCCAACUGCAUGUGGAUGCCUACCAUGUGGCCAGCGCGAUUGGUAAGCGACGCGAUGAGCGUCGUGUUCAGCGCCGAGCGCGCUCCGUCGGCAGUAUGGAUCUGAAGCCCGAGGUUGGUCUGAAUCGCAUCAUCAAGGUGGUAUCAUCCGGUGAUCUCACCUUUCCAAUUGACGAGCAGAACACCAAUGGCAGCAGUGUGGGUGCCAUUGCUCCCCAAACUAUGGUCUUUCCGAUGCGCGAGGAGGGACUUAUCUGUAUGACUACGCCAGGGUUUGCCAUCACGUUGAUCGUACUGCUGGGCAUAUUGGUUACCUCGUGCCUUAUUUCGGCCGUACUUUAUGUACGCUUACGGCCGUUUGCCUCAUUCGCCGCUAAAGAGCGCUCUGUCGCCUUCACGAACCCACAACUGGCAGCCUCUCUGCCCGUCAUCCAAAUACCAUCGGCGGCGAGCGUGCAGGGCACACUUUCCAAGAAGCGAACGCUCUCAUGA
Molecule: messenger RNA, 2157 nt
Organism: Scaptodrosophila lebanonensis
Lineage: Eukaryota; Metazoa; Arthropoda; Insecta; Diptera; Drosophilidae
Gene: dy
Exons: 5
Coding region: 1-2157 (718 amino acids)
Source: RefSeq, a predicted model, not a curated record